AUGAGUACAAUGAAUUGUGCCACUCUGUAUGGAUACGAGCUGGCUAGCCAAAUUGACCAGUUGGUGAUGCGAAAAAUUGCAAAUGAGAAGAUUCAAGUUGGGGAAAAUAAAAAUUGGCCACAACAAAAAACGUUAUUUAUUAUUUACUCAAAGAACAUAUCCACCUAUUCAUACCUGCACAUUAUUCUGAAAAAGAGUUUGUUCCUAAGUGCAGAUAUUACGUUUGUGCUCAUCCGAGUCCACAAGGGCUGCAACGAAAAGAGGUUAAUCAAUUUAAUAAAAAAAAUAAAUACACGAGGAAAGAACACCUGGCUCAUAAUUCUCUCUCCGUUGUCUCGUCACAUAAACAAGUGUUACAUUUCUACUUUCAUUACAGAAGAGAAAGAUGUAGAUCGAUCUAAUUGUGCACUCAUGUGGAAGUUAUUGUUCCGUGGUAGUAGGAGUAGUACUUGUGGGGGAGAUGCCCAUAAUGACGGAUGCAUGACUCUUGUCCCGCCGAUCCCCCUUGCACAUCCGCCUCCGUAUUUAUAUACACAAAGUGAUGAAGCUUUCCUGCUCUGUCUUCUUUACAUUUUGCACCUUCGCAUGAUAAAAAAGAGUGAGUAUAUCUGGACGAACGCUAUUGCAAAUGCGACGAUACGGAAGGAAAAGACAGUUGAGGGAGACUCGCAAAACGUGAGUGACCCUACGGAGGGGAAUUACCCGAGCAGGGAUAACACCCUACCUAGUAACCUUUGCAGCGACGUCAAACAUAUUAAUAAUGUAAGCCCAGAAAUUCACAACUACCUGAGGAGUAGCACCAAAUAUAAUCUCCCAUGUUGUGUCCACGCCGUCCUCCUCUUCUUGAAAUAUUAUCAAAUACAUGUGAAGGGGAAGAAUGUGUUGAUUCUGAGUAGCAACAUAAAUAUUUUCCUAUCCCUAUUUGCCUGUUUUUUUCGAAAUGAAAUUUCGACGACGGUUUAUGAUCCGCUGCGGGGGGAGGUUCUGUGUAGGUACAGUGAAGAGGAAAACAAGUGCUACCUACGCACCAGUAACCUAGGAAAGCUACACAUAAGAAACAAAACCGAUUUUAAAAACAAGUGCACAAUUUUCUCCAACUCGUAUGUAGCUACCAUUAAGGGGUACACAAAAAUUACGCACCAAGAUUUAUCAACACUAAGCAAGAAUAUCGAUAGAAGGAUUGUAAAAAAGGCAGAUGUCAUAAUAAUAGCAAUAGGUUGUCCUUACAUUUUAAAAAAAAAAAAUAUUAAACAAGGCGCAAUUGUUUUAGACUUCGGAAUCAAUUUGGUCCCCCCUCGAGGUAGGCACAUGGAUAGUAGGGUGACCUCCCUUUGCGAUUCCUCCGUCAGAAAUAAGAGAGUGGACAUGGAAAAGGGGCCACCAAAAGUGGAGGAAGGGAAUUUCCCUUGUAGAAGGGGAUUCUUCCAGCGUGCCAAAUACAAGAAGGGGGCAAAUUACAACACGCUGCAAAAUCGCAAAGGUUUGGUGAAACAUAUAUGCUUAAGUUGUUCCCGCAUUGGUAAAACUGCCACAUGUGAGAAUUUCUUUGGUGAGGAAACCACCAGAGUGAAAAGAGAAGGUACUUCUCCAUCUCACUCUUAUAACGAUUGUCCGAUUUGUCCGCCCAGUGGAGGGAUAAAGAGGGCCCACAACAAAUUCCAUAAAAUAAUUCCCCUGAAAAGCCGCAACUCCAAAAUUAAAUUCGCCAAUGGUUUAGCCAAGUGUUUGCACAAUUACGCAAUUGUUGGUGACGUGGAUGCGAACUGUAAGCAGAAGUGCGCACUCGUUUCGAGUGUACCCGGGGGGCUGGGCCUCAUCACCACAUCCAUGCUCUUUUAUAAUUUGUACUUCAACUGA
This is a messenger RNA of Plasmodium fragile, 1857 nucleotides long. RefSeq lists its product as uncharacterized. The record is from RefSeq and is a predicted model, not a curated record. The transcript has a single exon. Gene Ontology annotation, cellular component: cytosol. Gene Ontology annotation, molecular function: methenyltetrahydrofolate cyclohydrolase activity; methylenetetrahydrofolate dehydrogenase (NADP+) activity. Gene Ontology annotation, biological process: tetrahydrofolate interconversion. Bases 1 to 1857 code for a protein of 618 amino acids. NCBI's taxonomy places the organism in Eukaryota, Apicomplexa, Aconoidasida, Haemosporida, Plasmodiidae.